Messenger RNA from Rana temporaria (common frog), 2801 nucleotides. RefSeq names its product leucine rich repeats and calponin homology domain containing 4 (gene LRCH4). NCBI's taxonomy places the organism in Eukaryota, Metazoa, Chordata, Amphibia, Anura, Ranidae. Gene Ontology annotation, molecular function: protein binding. The record is from RefSeq and is a predicted model, not a curated record. Bases 19 to 2148 code for a protein of 709 amino acids. The transcript is spliced from 19 exons.
CGGCUCAUUCCGCUCUCAAUGGCGGCGGGGAGCGAUGAGGAGGAAGGCGGCGGGGAGGGUGAGAGCGAUCUACACCGACCGGGAGGGGGGAGGAGGAGCGCCGAGAGAGCCCUGGAGGAGGCGGCCCGGACCGGAGAACUCAACCUGAGCGGGAGGAGACUGAGGAGUAUACCCGAGAGGGGGCGGAGCUACGACCUCACCGACCUGACCCGAGCGGAUUUAUCGAAGAACCGUUUCGCUGAAGUCCCCGGUGAGCUGUGUCAGCUGGUGUCCCUGGAAUCCUUGAACCUCUAUCACAACUGCCUGCGUAGCCUUCCCGCCUGCAUCUCCAACCUACAGGCCCUCACCUACCUGAACAUAAGCCGAAACCUCCUCACCUCUCUACCUCCUUACCUCUGUCGUCUUCCUCUCACCGUUCUCAUCGCCAGUAAUAACAAGCUGAACUCCAUUCCAGAGGAGGUGGGCGCCAUGACCAACCUGCGGCAGCUGGAUAUCAGCUGUAACGAGAUCCAGUCUCUGCCGCCACAGAUGGGAUCGCUGGAAUCUCUGCGCGAGCUGAACGUCCGCAGGAAUCAGCUGACCUCUCUGCCGGAAGAACUCUCGGAGCUUCCUCUGGUACGUCUAGACAUCUCCUGCAACCGCAUCUCCCACAUUCCCGUCUGUUACCGACACCUCCGACACCUUCAGACCAUCAUACUGGACAACAACCCCCUCCAAUACCCCCCUGCACAGAUCUGCCUCAAAGGGAAGGUUCACAUAUUUAAGUACCUGAACAUAGAGGCUUGCAGUAAACCUCCCCCAGAGCUGUCCGAUGGGGGGAAGAUGAGCCGCCCCACAAGCUUCACCACUUGCCUCACAGAUGAUGUGUAUUCCUCUAAGCCCUAUGGCUGCCUGGAUUCCGGCUUUAACAGCGUAGACAGCGGCAGCAAACGGUGGUCUGGGAAUGAGUCUGCAGAUGAGAUGUCGGAUCUUUCCUUCAGAGUCGCUGGUUUGGGCCGAGACACCAAACUGCUCAGAGAGAAGGUGAAUGGGACGGACACAGAUAACGAGCCCCCCGACUUCAUAGACAGCAGUACAAACGAGGAAGAGGAGGAUGCCAAGUCUGACACUGGGCUGCAUAUGACUGUCACCCCUCAGGACAAGCGGAAGCCGGACUUGCACUCUACACCAAGGGCAGAAGAGCGGACCCUGGUUUGUGGGCCGGCACCGUCUCCGCCGUCUCCCAGCAUCUCCCGCCAGGAUCGGGCCGUAGAGGAGAGGCGGAGGCCGGAGACGUUGCUCCUCUGGAGGGAACGGGAGAGGCAGCAGCUUCAGCAGAAGCAGGAGGGUCUGCGGAGGCCGUCUGUGGAGCAGAGAGAGAGCUUACACAAGGCCGUGCCCACCAGCACUCCUCCAGCUCAGAGUCAGAGUGAAGUCGUGAAUGGCUCCUCUGAGAACUGUGCCAGACUACGGAGUCAGGGAAGUCAAAACAACGUCUUUUCCCCCAUCUCUCCUCCCUCUGGGCCCUCAGACUCCUCUGUGACCCAGAAGCCCAGGAGUUUCCUCUUCCGAUCGUCUUCCCGCGGAGCCGCACUCAGUCAGUCAGGUUCGGACCAGAGCUUAGGAGAGGGAUCCAGUCCUGUCCGGAUGCGCACUUCCCGAGCUCCAUCUGAUGAGAAGACAGCACAACUACGCAAGGAUAUUGAGUCCCACCUCAACGUCACCCUUCAGGAUCCGCUCUGUGAGUCUCUUGCCAACGGCGUCAUUCUGUGCCAGCUGCUGAACCACCUGCGGCCGCGCUCCAUCCCGUUUUUCCACGUGCCUUCACCUGCUGUGCCUAAACUUAACCCUGUGAAAUGUCGCAAGAACGUGGACAGCUUCCUGGAGGCAUGCCAGAGGCUGGGCGUCCCUGAGCGAGAUCUCUGCUUGGCCUCUGACAUCCUGGGAGAAAGGAGCCUGGACAUCGUUCAAAGGUUGGUCUCCUCUUUGCUGCUGCUCCUUGCCUCCAGUGACACUCCCACGAGCAACCCGAGCUCCGCCCUCUCCGAGGAGACAGCGACGCGUUCUACUCUCCUGCAGCUGCUCUAUCAACACCACGGCUUCCUGCUCUUCUACGCUCUGCUAAUGCUGGCCCUCUGCGUGGCCUUCAGCAAACUGUCUGUCCUGUAGGAGCCAGUCCAUAUGGCUUCCCUUUUGGCGAUAACAAAAAAAAAGACGUGACACUGUGUGUCUGUUCUCCAAGAAAAAUUGGGACUUCGUCUCCAUAGCGGAGGUUGGAUUUCCUCACAAGAGCUGUUCACUAGGUUUAGGUUUCAAUGAAUUUUUCAGGUUAUACUUUUUUAUUUAAACACUAAAGUCGGACUGGACACUACAGCCUUUCCCAAAGUGGCCUUUUUUUCCAGAAGUACCCACUGUGGUUUGCCAAUGGGUGGUGGCCAAAUCUGCCAUCUUGGUGCCAUGUUUCAUUGGCGCUAUGUCAAGGUUGACUUUGGCGUUUUUGGAUGCCUUCUGUGCCUUUUUUCAGUCUACAUGAUGUCGUGGGGGGAUCACCAAUAGCUGCCUUUUUUGAGAGGCCUGGCUUCAGCCAGCCAGCCAAUGGAAAAGGAGGAACCACUACUCACUCCUUGAUUGAGGGUUCAGGGACCACUGAUGUAUUAAAUUCUUUGGAAAGCAAUGAUUUUUUUUUUUUCUGUCCGAAUGGAUCCUUAACACUCCACAACCUACAUUGAACUUGAUUUCAGAGUGCAAAAUACGGGUUGUCUCCAUUAAAUUGGCUACCCCUGGGAAUGUAAGACUAUGCUUUAAUAGAAGACUCUGAUGAA